This is a messenger RNA of Naegleria gruberi, 2166 nucleotides long. RefSeq lists its product as uncharacterized. The coding region runs from base 1 to 2166 and encodes 721 amino acids. The record is from RefSeq and is a predicted model, not a curated record. Lineage: Eukaryota; Heterolobosea; Eutetramitea; Acrasida; Naegleriidae. The transcript has a single exon.
AUGAAGAGCUCUUUGCCUUUCCUAUCAUCAACAGUUUUUCCUACGCUGAGCACAUUGUUCUUCCUUGUUUUUCUCUUCAAUUACUCGUAUGCAACAAUAACACCAGUCAAUUCGAAUCAACUUUCGAAUAAGACAACAAUUUUGGCGGGAGACAAUUUUCUGUACCUAUUUGUGUGGAAGGACUUGCAAAUUCAUUCGCUGGAUGAUUUAUUUUCUGGUAAUGCUUCAUCUAAACCACUUAAAUUCUUCUCCUUUGAUACUGAUAAUAUUUCUACGAUUAAUAUGAGGAAAAUGAUUGGAAUGAUAAAUACGAAACAGUUUAAUUCGAUACCAGAAAGAUGGAAUUUUUAUCAGAUUCAAUUUGGAAGAAAUUCUGAAUGUAUAUUUGGAAGUGUUUUUGAAAAUUUUGAUAUCAUGAUUGGGAGAUCAAGUGAAUUUUCGGAUAGGAUUCGAUUAAAUAGAAAUCAUAGACGAAACAGAAAGAAAGAGGGCGAUGAUUGGUUGAAUUCUAAUGAUUUUGUCGCAAUUCCACUCUUUCCAACAAGAUUUUACAUUGAGAGUGAUGGGAAUGAAGUGGAUUCUUCUCAAAUUACUCAAGAAUUAUUCGAAACAUUAUUGAAUGUGACAAACACGACUCAAUUGACUUGUAAACAAUCGGUUGAACAUGAUAGCUCACUAUUUGAAAGACUGCACGGAUCUCUAUACAUGACAAAUCAACAAUUUGAUUGGAGUGCCAAAUACUUUAACAUUUCAUCGGACUAUUCCUAUAACAUGACAUUUAUUUCACAAGCAACUAUUCGAUACGAAUCAGCAGGUGGCCAACCAUUAUUUCUAACAAAUUCAAUAAUAGAUAGUCAAUUAUGGUCAUCCUUAUGUUUCAAAUGUGAUAGCUUCUCAUGUGUGUCAGAACGUUGGGGAUGGCAAGACACUUUGGAUAUCAUUGUAGUUUCGUUUGGUUUCGUAUUCUAUGCCAUUCUCUUCAUUUCUGGAUCUUUCAAAUCACCAGUGGUCUACCGAAAGUAUGGAAUCAUUUUCGUUGCAACAUUUUUCAAUAUGUGUGAAUUCUCCUCAACCCUUAAUGCCUUCAACAAUACGUGCGUCACCUUGGGCGUUGUUUUUGCCAAUUUUUCCGCAUGCAUGAUGGCAUUCAUUUAUAUUUUCACAGUUUUGAGAUACUUUUAUUUGAGGAAUUUGUAUCAUUUUGUAAAGAAUUCGAAACAUCCCAAGUUUCUAAAGUAUUUGGCGAGUGAAUCGUUGGGUUUCGUCUUUACAAUCGUCUUGCCAAUUCCUGUGAGUGCACUAUUUCUAAUACCAAUAUGGAUAUUGAUACCGAGCUAUAGUUUACCAACAAUUAAUACCACCAAUAAUUUAAUUGUCAUAUUUAUUUGUGCACUGUCAUGCAUUGCUGGUAUUAUUUUCUUACUUUUUGAUGCAUUCAAAAAUAGAAAUAUCAUUUCCAAAUAUGGAUUUAGAAGAUUUUUCAUUUUUGAAGAUCCAUACUAUUUCAGAAUUGACCUCCUCUCCCUAGUGGUCAUACUAAUAAUCCUCAUUGCUGGUGCAAUCGUCUUUGCGAGUGCUCCUACCUAUGUGCCAGCAUUAAGGUUUUGCAUUGGAUUGGCAAUUUACAUGAUUGGCGGUGGAACUUCAAUGAUAUUUCUUCUAUUGGAACGAUUGAAAUCACUAAGCAAGAAGAAGAUUCAAUCGUAUGAGAAAAUGGACAAGUAUGAUAUUUACAUUGAAAUGAUUAAGAAGAAUACCAAUGAGGAUUUGAUUCAAUUAUUUAGAACUUAUUGUUCCAAAUCAUUGGCUCUGGAAAAUUACAUGUUCAUUGAGAUGGUUAUGGAAUCUAAGAGAAAAUCAGAGAAUAUUUCAAUUGAAAAUUUGCAGAGAAUUCACAAACAAUUUUUAAUUCCUUAUUCGGCUUAUGAGGUCAAUAUUCCAUCAGGUGCCAGAGAAAGAUAUGUCGAUAAUUUCGAAAAGGUAACGAAAAAUAAUGAAACCAAGACGAAUAUUCAAAUUUUGGACGAAAUCAUGUUGGAAGUGGAAGCAAAUCUCAAAUCAACAUUUAACAGAUUUGAGAGAACUUCAGAAUUUUUGGAAUGGAGAGAAAUCUAUGCACUCCAAAAAGAAAAAUCUGCCAUUAAAACUUUCCCAAUUGAGCUAUAA